Chilo suppressalis (striped riceborer) is the source of this 3461-nucleotide messenger RNA. The record is from the annotation of a GenBank genome assembly. Lineage: Eukaryota; Metazoa; Arthropoda; Insecta; Lepidoptera; Crambidae.
GUGAAGCCUAAACAUUUAUUUAAUAAAAUGACAAACUUUAAAGUAUUAUGUUCUAAAUACAAACAUUAAUUAGAUUCCAAACGAAAUGAACGUUUUACAAGUAUUGAAUUGAACCCUGGCUGGUAGCGUUGAGAAACAAUCACAGAGGAUCUAUGCUUAUUGAUUACCCGUUUCUACCAACACGACCUCAUUCGAGCACCUGAUUUGUGACAUAAACAAUUCCUCCGUAAUACUUUUAUUUAUUUCGCUCAGCCAUUACCAAACUGCGGAUGACGAUUGUUUGCAAAUUUUCCGCAUCAUUAUAAUGGUUACAUUUCCGAGACCACACUCCAUGGAUCAUAUGGCCAGUUCGACUCGAGACAACCUAUCGCGUGCGCAUGUCUAACAAUCGUUUAAACAGUGUCAAUUAAAAAAAAAAAAACCCUUUAUAAGUUUAAAAAGAAACGUAUUAAAAACUCUUUGAAGAUAAUCUGUCGAAAAUGGCGGGAGUGCUUUUCAUAGUGAACGUACCUCAGAUGGAAUACGAAAAAGAAUUAAAGUCAAAUGAGAAGUCUUCGAAAAUUGUGAUGGAAAAAGAGAAGUACGAAAAAGCUUCUAAGGUGAUACACGAAAUGAAGAAGAGCAAACGCUUCGGCAGCAUAGCGAAGUCGUCCAUAGAGUCGUAUGCUACAGACGACGACAGCAGCAUAGUCAUAUCGAAAUGCCGUUCCACAGACUGCUUGAACAAGAAUGAAAACGAAGGUUUAUAUAAGUCCAAAAGUGAGAACACGCUUAAUGAUAUAUCACCUCAAUCUUUUCAAUCCUCCUGGGAUGAAGUGAAACAAGUUAUAAAGGCUAAAAAGAAUAAAUUGAACAUAACCAGGCCUACGCGCGGGGUCGACAUCCUGGGGGCGUUUCAUUUUGACACACCGCUUGAAACUAUAUUAUCAGAAAUAUUAACGCGCCUCGAAAUAAACAGUGCAUCGUGGACAGCAACGAAAGGAAACAAGUUUUGGAAGGUUACAUUCAGCUUAAAGUCGGGAAAUCUCUGUGAAGAACUACUCCAGGUUUUGAAAACGUUCGGGAUCGGUAGCCGAUGCCAGUCAUCCAUGAGCGUGCUGCCUUGCACCCUCUACUAUAAAGCUGGAAUUUGCGAGGAAGAGACGGAAACCAAAGAAGAUUUAUGGCAAAGUGAGAACUCAAUGUGGUCUCGCCUAUCUUCGUCCAUCCGCGCGAGAAACCACCUGCCUCAGAUCUUGUACGCGGUCCGCGCGGAGGCGUCACUCACCUUUGACUGGCUGUUCCUGCUGGUCGUCGCUGCCUUCGUCUCCGCCCUAGGCCUGGUGGAGAACUCCACCGUCAUCCUGGUCGCUAGCAUGCUCAUAUCUCCUCUUAUGGGUCCUAUAACUGCCGGUACACUAGGCACCGCCGUCCGGGACCGUUCUCUACAGCGAAUGGGCGUGAUGCAUGAGAUGCUGGGGCUGUUCCUCUCGCUCGUCAUCGGCUUCAUCUUUGGCCUGAUCAUCUGCGCCGUCGAUGAACGCUACGGUGUCGGAGACUGGCCGACCUAUGAGAUGGUUUCCAGAUGUGAGAUCCGUUCUCUGUGGGUGGGUGUGCUGGUGGCCAUACCGAGCGGGGCGGCGGUCGCUCUCGCGGUCCUCAGCGAGUACACAGCUUCGUUGGUCGGCGUCGCGAUAUCAGCCUCUCUGCUUCCACCUGCAGUCAACGCCGGUCUUCUUUGGUCGAUGUCAUUGGUCCACGUCAUAUACGCCAGCGAUGAGACCAGGUGGAAUGGAGUGGUCACCACUUCGUAUUACAGCGAGAAUCCAGCCACGGAAUUGGCACUUUUGGGAACAGUGUCUCUCUGCCUCACUCUCGUCAACAUUCUGUGCAUUUUCUUAGCUGGUGUUGCAGUUUAUAAGGUGAAAGAAGUAUGUCCUUUGGACAAACGCGACAUACCAUGGUGGCGCGCCAAUAGAGACCUCCUUGAAGCACCCAAACGUAACGACGACGGUUCUGCAACUUGGGAUAUUUACAGUAAAUGGUGCAAUGACCUUGAAACACCCAAAAAACAAACAGAGAAUAAUUACCAGAUACAGAGCGACACUGUGACGUAUAGAAGGCAUAAUAUAAUGCAGCGGCCCAAAGCUCUCAAUAUCGAAGACUACUGCUUGCAAAAGUCUCAGAACAAUGAAAGCUAUUCGCCUACAGACGCGGAUUUAAAGUCUGUCAAGGAUAAUGAAAAGAAACCCUCUGAAAUUAAGGACGGCGUAGAAGCUCCCAGCAUUAUAUCAAACGCUGAUUCUAUAGAAAACAAUCCGACUGUGUACACCGAACGCGUUAGAAACAGCUUCAAUUAUUAUAACUUCGGAUUUGAAGACAGAGAUGAAAGGAAUCCCAACAAUGACUCAUAUUACCCAACAAUACAGCCCUCUUUGAAUCUUACCAUCGAUGCGAAAACACAUGGCAUAGUUUUAGGUACGAAAUCGUUCCACGUUUAAGAAGACUUCAGUAUUUAUUUAAUUUUAAUAGGUUUUUUGUUAUGACUUUGUACCUAUUGUAGAAAAAUAUAGUUCUAAAAUAAUUUGAUCUGUUUUGCUUUCACUUAAUACCUAAAAUACUUUGUAAGUGAAAUAUAUAUUUUUAAUAACAUGAAAACUACUUUAUGCGAUGCGAUCAAACAGUCGUAUAUAACGGCCUUCAUAACAAUGGUAUCGAAUAUAUUAACAAAUGCUUAUAUUAAACGAAUAACUUUUCAUUUGAAGUUUCCAACUCAGAUACAAUAUGUUAUCCUAACAAUGAGCCAACCACUCACUUCUCUCGUUGAUGUUAUGUAGAAAUCUAAGUCAUGAGAAUCUGUAAUUUACCUUUAUUAUUUAUAAUGUUUUACAAUAACCAUAGUACCUAAUUAAUAUUAUAUGUCUGGCAAAGUAUGAAAAAUAGCGUCAACGUAAUAAUGAACAAGCUAAUUAUUACUAAAUACAAUAGUCAUUGAAUAGUCUUCAUUGCUAGCAUUGACUUUGGUCUUAACACGAGUAUUACAUAAGGGGAGAUGCCGUCGGGGGUAAUUUUCAUUGUCUGCAUACCUUCUAGUAACUAUGAGCACAUUUUAAAAUUUGGCAAACCAAGAGAUAUAAUUUCCAUAGAAGACACUCAAGUUCAUACAAAACCGUAUCGCUUAGAAGUCGAAUUGCGCAAUAAGAAAUCGAAGAGUAUUCCGAUACAUUUGACACAGCAGUACUACAACGAGGGAUUCGAUCCCACUUUGGGAAACAUCAAAGAAGAUGAGGAUUAUUUUACAAUGGAAAGCGUAAGUAUUUUAUCUGUUUGUUACGCUGUCUCAACGAUGUACUAAUGAUAUUUUGUCUUUUGUUUUGUAAAGAAAAAUGGAUAAUUUAUUUUGUAUUUUGGUCAUCCACUGUUUAUAGUAUAAAUAAUAGUAUAUAAUUUUUUUUUUAUAAUGGAAAUCAAGUGGACAUCUU